Molecule: messenger RNA, 4951 nt
Organism: Thamnophis elegans (Western terrestrial garter snake)
Lineage: Eukaryota; Metazoa; Chordata; Lepidosauria; Squamata; Natricidae
Gene: CAMTA2
Product: calmodulin binding transcription activator 2
Exons: 22
Coding region: 156-4343 (1395 amino acids)
Biological process (GO): regulation of transcription by RNA polymerase II
Cellular component (GO): nucleus
Molecular function (GO): transcription coregulator activity; protein binding; double-stranded DNA binding
Source: RefSeq, a predicted model, not a curated record
ACCGGUGGCCAGGAAAGCCUCUUGCGGGGAUCCUGGCGGCGGGGCUGCUGACCCCAGGGCGGAAGUGCAGCGCCCCCUUCCCCCUGCCCCAGAGCGCCCCAUGCCGACUGAGCGGGAGGCGGGGUGCGGGGGGGCAGCCCAAGGAGCAGACAGUCAUGCCCCCCACCCUCGGCCUGCACCCGGGGGUCGCCUCGCCCCCCUCCUCCUCCCCGCCCCGAAGUCCCUGGGCUGAGCCGGGAGGCUGCGGGCUCCCCCUUCUCUGCGCCCCGCAGGCCAAGGAUCCGGGACCCCCGCCCGGGCUGGUUCGCGUGGAGGCUGCCCGGCAGAGCCCUCUGAGCGCCCCGCCCGCCCCGAAGAUGAAUAAGGCGGCCACGGAGGUCUCCGAGAACAGCCACCACCUGAAGGUUUUCCUGCCCAAGAAGCUGGUGGAGAGCGUGCCCAAGUGCCCGGCCCUGCCCAAGGAGCGCCUGCGCUGGAACACCAACGAGGAGAUCGCUUCUUACCUGAUCACCUUUGAGAAACAUGAGGAAUGGCUCUCGGGCUCCCCCAAGACCAGACCCCAGAACGGCUCCCUCAUCCUGUACAACCGCAAGAAGGUGAAGUACCGGAAGGACGGCUACUGCUGGAAAAAGCGGAAGGACGGCAAGACCACGCGGGAGGACCACAUGAAGCUGAAAGUCAAAGGGGUGGAGUGUCUCUACGGCUGCUACGUCCAUUCGUCCAUCGUCCCCACAUUCCACCGGCGCUGCUAUUGGCUACUGCAGAACCCGGAUAUCGUCCUGGUCCACUACCUGAACGUGCCGGCCAUCGAGGACUGUGGGAAGAUCUGCAGCCCCAUCCUGUGCUCCAUCAACAGUGACCGGAAGGAGUGGCUGAAGUGGUCGAAGGAGGACCUGGUCGGCCAGCUGAAGCCCAUGUUUCAGGGGAUCAAGUGGAGUUGCAGCACCAGCACCAGCAACGGGAGCAGCCCGGCCGAAUUCUCCGUGGAGCAGCUGGUGCAGCAGAUCCUGGAGAGCCACCAGGCCAAGCCGGCCCCCCGGACCCACUCCUGCCUCUGCAGCGGCAGCAGCCUCGGGAGCCCCGGCCACGUCCCGCACAAAUGCAACAGCAUUAAGCACCGGAUCAUCUCCCCAAAGGUGGAGGUCCGCCCCUGCCCCUUCCCGGCCCUGACGGAAGUGCAGAAUAUCUCCGGCAGCCCCGAGGCCAGAGCCGAGCCGGAGCCGGUCAAGGGGCCUCUCCUGGACAGCAAAGGCCUCAAGCCCACCAAGACCGGCUCCCCCCCCAUGGCCGAUGCCCUCCCCGACUCCACGCAGCCCUCCCCUGCCCUGGCCCGGCCCAGCGGCUUCCCCAAGCAGGAGCGGCCCCCGGGCACCCUCUCCGUCAGCCUGCCCGGCAGCGCCAUCUUCGUCAUGGCCAGCCCGAGCAGGCCCGAGAAGCCGCUGGCCCUGACCCCCAGCCAGCACCUGGUCUCUGGAGAGGGGGGGGCGGUCCCCGUGGCACCCCUGGGCCUGGCCGUCUUGCCCGGCCUGGUCCUCUCGCAGAGCCUGGAGUCCGCCAUGGAGACCAACGAGGGGGCCUCGGACACCUUCGACCCCGACCGCUUCCUGAACAGCCCCAAGCAAGGACAGACGUACGGGGGCGGCCCGGGCCUCCAAGCCGAACCAGAACCCCCGGAGAAGGCCCCGGCCGCGGGCUACUCGCUCUACGUCUCCGCCAACCGCUUCUUCAUCCAGGACGACGCGGCCGGGCAGGGGCCCACUCCCCUCUCGGCCAGCCCCACGGUGGCGGAAGCCAAGAGCAGCACGGAGGCGCCCAUGGAGACGGCGGGCCAUGAAGGGGACUCCCGGGCCGAGGGGCUGCCUGGCGAAGGGGGUGGAGAGGCCGGGGGGGUGCCGGAGAUCUCCCCCAAGGAGCUGCAGGAGGAGCUGUACUCGGUCAUCCAGCGAGUGGCCGCGGCGGCCGCGGGAGGCCCCUUCGGCCUGUCCUUCGACAGCCACUUCCCAGACCUCCUGAGCGAGCUGAUGACGGAGGGCACAGCGGCCGACAGCGCAGGCAGCCCGAACGGCCCCAGUCCCGGGGCGGGGAGCCCGGAGCCGCUUCUGCCGGAGCCCCCGGGCGAGCCUUCCUACGCGGUGGAGGCCGCCUCGGGGGGUUCCGCUCAGCCCUUGGUCUCCAUCACCGACUUCUCCCCCGAGUGGUCCUACCCGGAGGGGGGCGUCAAGGUGCUGAUCACCGGGCCCUGGAUGGACGAUUCGGAGUCCUACAGCUGCCUCUUCGGCCAGGUCUCGGUCCCGGCUGCCCUCAUCCAGUCCGGGGUCCUGCGCUGCUAUUGCCCAGCCCACGAGGCGGGGCUGGUGCCGCUGCAAGUCGCCCGGGACUCCUGCCUGCUCUGCCCUUCCGUCCUCUUUGAGUACCGGGCCCGGAAUUUCCUGGCGUUGCCCAGCACCCAGCUGGACUGGCUCUCCUUGGACGAUAACCAGUUCAGGAUGUCCAUCCUUGAGCGCCUGGAGCAGAUGGAGAAGCGCGUAGCCGAGAUGGCCGCCUCUGCCUCCCACGGGCCCCAGCCCCAAGGGGAGAAGCCCCCCGGCCAGGCCGCCUCCGACUCCUUUGAGGAGCGCAUCGUGGCCGUCUGUGAGAAGAUGAUGCUCUCGCAGUCGUGGCUUCGCUCGGAGACCCUCGUGCACCACGUCAGCUUCCGAGGGAUGACCCUCCUGCACCUGGCGGCCGCCCAAGGCUACACCCGCCUCAUUGAGACCCUCAUCAAGUGGCGGAGUCUCAACGCCCAGAAUCUGGACUUGGAGCAAGAGGUGGAUCCCCUCAACGUGGAUCACUUCUCCUGCACCCCUUUGAUGUGGGCCUGCGCCCUCGGCCACUUGGAGGCAGCCCAGCUGCUCUACCGGUGGAACAGCCAAGCUCUGGCCAUCCCCGACUCUUUGGGCCGCCUGCCACUCACCGUGGCUCGUUCGCGGGGCCACGUCAAGCUGGCCACCUGCCUGGAAGAACUGCAGCACCAGGACGAGGCCCUCCCCGAACAUCUGGAGCCCUCGGCGGAUGUACCCGGGUCGGCCGGCAAGGCCUGCGUCGUCGGCCUCCAGCACCCCACGGAGGGGCUGCACGUCCCCUCCCCACUCUCAGCCAGCCCAGACACAGGGCUCAGCACAGCCAGCGGGGUCUCCUCCCCUUCGGAGCGCUCGGAAGGCUCCCUCUCCGUCACCUCGGCCUAUUCUAGCGGGUCAGCCCUCCGGGAGUCGCCGGCCUACAGCCCUGAAGCCGAGGGAGCCAUGGACGUCUGCCAGGGCUUGCCCCCUGGCAGCUUGGAGGGCUGGUACUUGCCGGAAGCCACCAGCCCUCCCGGCCUCCCGCCUGCCUCCUUCUUCCUCAACUAUGGCGAGGGGGCCACCAUGGGACCCCUGAGAGGCCCCGAAGCUCAGCUGGAGCCGGAGUUGCUGGCUUACGGGGAAAACGCCGAGAACGAGGAGCAGCUGCCGGAGACGGACGUCCUGCAGGUGGACGUGAUGACGCUGGCCAAGCAGAUCAUCGAGGCCACGCCGGAGCGCAUCAAGCAGGAGGAUUUUGGCUGUGCCGAGGCGCCUCUCCGCGAGCGGCCCAGCAACAUGGGCCUGAACGAGACCAUGUCCUGGCUGGCCAGCUACCUGGAGAACGUGGACCAGCUGCCCAGCCUGCCCCAACGCCGAGGUUUGGCCCCCUCGCCCCCCGGGCGCUCCUGCCUCAGCCCCCUGCAGUCCCCCCUGGCGGAGCUGUCCCUCGAGCGCCUCCCUCCGCCUCCCACCGCUGCCAGCUGGGCCGAGUUCCUCAACGCCUCGGGGAACGGGAAGAUGGAGAGCGACUUUGCCCUGCUGACCCUCUCCGACCACGAGCAGCGGGAGCUCUACGAGGCCGCCCGCAUCAUCCAGACGGCCUUCCGGAAGUACAAGGGCCGUCGGCUGAAGGAGCAGCAGGAGUUGGCGGCGGCUGUUAUCCAGAGGUGCUACCGGAAGUACAAGCAGUACGCCCUCUACAAGAAGAUGACGCAGGCGGCCAUCCUGAUCCAGAGCAAGUUCCGCAGCUACUACGAGCAGAAGAAGUUCCGGCAGAGCCGCCGGGCCGCCGUGCUGAUCCAGCAGUACUACCGCAGCUACAAGGAGUACGAGCGGCUGAAGCAGGGACACCGCACAUCGGCCGCCAUGCAGCAGAAGAUGAAGGGAACCUUCCUGACCAAGAAGCAGGAUCAGGCCGCUCGGAAGAUCAUGCGCUUCUUACGACGUUGUCGGCACAGGAUGAAGGAAAUGAAGCAGCGGCAGGAGAUGGAGGCGCCCCCACAGAAGCGUGGCGUGGCCACUUAGCCCGAAGAGGACGCCCGCAGAAGGAGGCAGAGGAGAAAUCCUGACCCCAGCCAAGCCCCCCGAAGGACUGGGGGGGGGGGGCUGGGGGGGGCACGGGUCUCCCCGCAGGAAGGAAGGACUGUGCAAUAGAACCACCCCCGGCUCAGGGCUUGGGCCCUUCCCGCCUGGGGAGCUCGCCUUCCGCCUGUGCCAAGGCGCCUGUGCCACGCAGGGGCUUUUCCGGGGGCCGGGGUCGUAGGGGGACGCCGCACCCCGGGCUCUGUAAGGGGGGGGGGUUCUUGGGGGGGGAGGGGCUUUCUGGAGGGCCUGCAGCAGCCCCCACUCGCAAGGGGUCGGGGUGGGGGGUGGGGAGACAAUCUCCUCCCAUGCACUUUUUGAGACCCCCGUCUUGUUUCCUUCUCCCCUCCCCAUAAGCUGAGCCAGGCUGGGAUUUGAAGAGGGUCCCCCCCCCACUCCAGCAGCCCCCCCCCCUUCCCCGUCCCUCUGUACAUACGUGUAUGAUAUGGGCAAAAGGUGGCCAGUGUGGCAUCUGUUUGCCAGUGGUUCCCAAACUUGGCAACUUUAAGACUUGUGGACUUCAACUCCCAGAAUUCUCCAGCCAGCAGAGC